Molecule: messenger RNA, 1302 nt
Organism: Emys orbicularis (European pond turtle)
Lineage: Eukaryota; Metazoa; Chordata; Testudines; Emydidae
Gene: STK32C
Product: serine/threonine kinase 32C
Exons: 12
Coding region: 22-1302 (426 amino acids)
Biological process (GO): protein phosphorylation
Molecular function (GO): protein kinase activity; ATP binding
Source: RefSeq, a predicted model, not a curated record
GCCAGCUCGCCUCCUCUUCCAAUGUUUCACUGGGGCAAGUGGAAGAAAAGGAUGGGAGCGACCACUUCUUCUUCCAAGAGACCAGUGUUCGAUGAGAAGGAGGAUGUGAAUUUUGACCACUUCCAGAUACUCCGAGCAAUCGGGAAGGGAAGCUUUGGCAAGGUGUGUAUUGUACAAAAGAGAGAUACAGAGAAGAUGUAUGCCAUGAAGUACAUGAACAAACAACAAUGCAUCGAAAGAGAUGAGGUUCGAAACGUGUUUAGAGAAUUAGAGAUCCUGCAGGAAAUUGAGCAUGUAUUCUUGGUGAAUCUCUGGUACUCUUUUCAGGAUGAAGAAGACAUGUUUAUGGUAGUGGAUUUACUCCUAGGUGGUGAUCUACGGUAUCAUCUACAGCAAAAUGUUCAAUUCACAGAGGAAACAGUGAAGCUUUAUAUUUGUGAGAUGGCACUAGCUCUAGACUAUUUACGAAGUCAGCAUAUUAUUCACAGAGAUGUAAAACCAGACAACAUUCUCCUAGAUGAGCAAGGUCAUGCACACCUAACAGAUUUUAAUAUUGCAACAAUAAUCAGAGAUGGUGAAAAAGCAACUGCGUUAGCUGGAACCAAACCAUAUAUGGCUCCAGAGAUUUUUCACUCUUUUCUGAAUGGUGGGACAGGCUACUCCUUUGAAGUUGAUUGGUGGUCUUUAGGAGUGAUGGCUUACGAACUUCUUCGUGGAUGGAGACCCUACGACAUCCACUCCAGUAACCCGGUAGAGUCUUUAAUUCAGCUGUUUAGUACUGUAAGUGUGCAGUAUUCAUCAGUAUGGUCAAAAGAAAUUGUUGCUUUAUUGAGAAAGCUAUUGACAGUGAACCCUGAGCAUCGAUUUUCCAGCCUCACGGACGUUCAAACUUCAGCUUACUUAUCAAAUGUCAUCUGGGAUGAUGUCUGUGAGAAGAAGGUGGAGCCAGGCUUUGUUCCUAAUAAAGGCCGUCUGCAUUGCGAUCCCACCUUUGAGCUAGAAGAAAUGAUCCUGGAGUCAAGACCCUUGCAUAAAAAGAAGAAAAGACUCGCAAAAAACAAGUCCAGGGACAACAGCAAGGACAGCUCACAGUCAGAAAAUGACUAUCUCCAGGAAUGUCUCGAAGCAAUCCAGCAAGACUUUGUCAUUUUUAACAGAGAGAAGUUGAAGAGGAGUCAAGAUCAAAUGAAUGAAUCUAUUUCUCCUCCUGAAACUACAGAUGAAGCCGAGACAGAAGCCGAAUCUGAGAAUUCCAAUUUAAAUAUGUGUAGCUCCGUAUGUUCUUCUACAGGCAGCAGCUAG